Messenger RNA from Dermochelys coriacea (leatherback sea turtle), 4656 nucleotides. It is a transcript of the gene GRPEL1, whose product is annotated as GrpE like 1, mitochondrial. Gene Ontology annotation, biological process: protein folding; protein import into mitochondrial matrix. Gene Ontology annotation, cellular component: PAM complex, Tim23 associated import motor. Bases 3104 to 3673 code for a protein of 189 amino acids. The transcript is spliced from 4 exons. NCBI's taxonomy places the organism in Eukaryota, Metazoa, Chordata, Testudines, Dermochelyidae. The record is from RefSeq and is a predicted model, not a curated record. Gene Ontology annotation, molecular function: protein-folding chaperone binding; protein homodimerization activity; adenyl-nucleotide exchange factor activity.
GUGUUUUAUAGGCAAAGCCCUAGGGAAGCCCCGCCCACCGCAGGGGCUCUGCCCUCUGUCACCACCUGCCCAUCCCUCUGCUCGCCCCACCUGCCCCGCGCCGGGGCUCUUACCAUGCCCGAGGAGGCUCCAGUGUCCCCCAGCUGGGGAAUGAACAGGGGUGACUUUCUCUUCUGGCCCGAGUGGGGGAGUGAAGGGUCCUGCACCUUGCCCUGCACACCCACCCUGGAGAGCAGUAGAAAAAGGGGCAAAGGCAGGGCCCUACAGAGAUUGGGAGUCACUCAUUGAUUCAAGGGGGAGACAAGGUUGGCAGUUUGCUUCAGGGGAUGGAGUUGUGCAGCUCUGUGUGGCAUUUCUCCUUGUCAUCAAGAGAAAAGUGUCCUUGCCGUGGUCUCAUCCUCCCCCCACCCCCACCCCCCACAGGAGUGAGAGAGAAGGUUCAAGCUUGAGCUGCUUGUUGUGAGGGAGGCAGCCCAUGUGAGGGAAAUCAGUGGCUCACUGGUGGGAAGCACCACACAGGGAGCUGCACAAAACUCUGUAGCUCUGGUGGCUGCACUUUUCACUUGCACCGUAGAGGCUGCAGGAUUGUGUGUAAUAAAAUGCCUGCUCUCCAACUCAGUGGCAUUUUAAAUGCUGCAGUAGAAAUCCUAACUGUUGCCAAGUUCUAUGUAAGUUGUGUAACAGCAGGGAGAAAUCCCCUGUGAAAGCAAAUUAACUGUAGCCAAAUUCAGUCUGCUGCUACACUGUCCUGUCACGUCAUUGCUGCAUGUCAUGUUUCACAGCUCAUGCGGUUUGGAUGCAUUUCUGUUGAAGGAUUUAAUGAUCAGGUAGACAAGGCAAGUGGGUGGGAGCUAAUAGUUACUGUCAUUCAGCAAUGGGUGUCUUGGAUAAAGGUGCUUUAUUUUUAAGAGAUCACAGGUUGGAGCGAAGAGACUCUUGGGCAGCUUUCAAACUCACUCAAGUUAAUCAGCUGCAUCUGUAUUUAUUAAGGCAUCUAAAUAAAUAUGGCAGUGCCUACCUGUGUGUAGGUUUAUAGGUUUUAAGUUGUUGAUUUUGAUGCAUAGUAAGAGGGAGGUGUUCUAAGCAUAUGGUAUUUUGUGAAGAAAGGCCUAGAGUCACUUGUAGGAGCAGAGGCAAAGAUACGUGGGGGAAAGAGGAUUGUCCUCAUUUGCUAUCUUAUUUCUGCACUUGCCACCCCAACACAUGCGCCUCUCGUUCAUGGAAAAAUGGGCACAAAAUCAUCCUAAAGCAGAGAUUCUCAAACUGGAGGGGUGGGGGCCAGUGGUACAUAGAAUGUAUUCAAGGGGGAGGGGCAUGACAAGCUUUUAGGACCAAAAAAACUUAGGAUGCACAUUUUACCCACAACAAUGAAUAGCUAGCAAAGCUGAUUCAUCCAGACAUAUCAGGUCCUCAGAUGGCACUGUGCAUUUUGAUGGAUUUCUGUUAAGCUUACAUAGCAUUAUGCAAAGUUGUUAAUCCAUUUGCUACGACAUGGUGUGCAACGUCCACCACAAUCGCAGUUUUGCUUUUGCUCUUAUUACAAUGGAUUGUUGGCUCAUUUGUGCAAUUCAUGGAAUUGCUCUGCUCCAAAAAACAGGCAAACCUAUCACGCUAGUAACAACAGUGUGAUGCAUAUAAGCAAGAUUUUACUUAAAAUUUACAAUAUUUGAUUCAAACAGAGCCAUUUCAGUAUAAAUGCCUUACUGUUUUUAAUAUUUAGUGAGAGUUGCAUAUCGAUUUCUUUUUAUCGGUAUAUGUACUUGUAUGGCGGGGUGGGAGGGUGUAAACUGCUAGAGACACAAGGAAGGGGAGCACGGUUAAAUAAGUUUGAUAACUACUGUCCUAAAGAAUAGAUAUUUUAAAUUAAAUGAACCACUAAGAAAUGUCAGAUACAGAUGAUUACGCAAACACCUCCAUUUUACUCCAUAUUUUAACCCAUUUCUGCUGAUACCAAAGAAUCAGUAGUGUAAUAAUUAGAAUUCUUCUGCUGAUUCUGAGUUACUCACAAUACUUGAAUUUUUGGAUUAGCUAUUUACAGAUGAGAUGGCAGUUGUUUUCUGAAUUUUUCACCAGCAGGUAGUUAUUCCAAUUCCUUUGUUUUAGAGGAGGUUUAGUGACUGAAGUGUUGGAAAUGAUUGCAUCGUGAGACUUCAGUCUUAAAUGUAAAUUAAUCAGGACAUUAGGUAACUAAAUUGUUGUGGAUUUGUUUCCUAAUUAUAUACCCAAUGAAAAGGAAGUGGCCCUCAUUUUUGCCUCAACCAUCUUUUCCUAGUAAACUUAAGAAAUCUUUAUUUGAAAUAAUUAAAAUGUGCUUGCCUGUAUUGUCUGCUAGUGGUGGCUGUCUUGUUGCAGAAUGACACCUGCAACUGUACAGGAGCACCUGAAUCCAGCUAAUCAAUUAGAGUUCCAUCAUGCUUGAACACUAGAGAACAAUAAAUUGGUUUGACUAAAGACUUGAGGCUUCAGCACACCUUUCAGGCCAGAUUUAAUUCUAACUGGUGUUCCUAAAUGUGUUCUCAAAUAAGUUUUUAUUUAAAAACAUGUCAGGCCUCAUAAUUGCAGAAAAUUUGGGGCAAAAAAGCUAGUGAGCAGUCACCUCUCUUUAAACGGGGAAGGCAAAUACUACCUCCAUUAUGGUAAGGGUGUAACUUCAAGCUUCCUGCGCAUGCUUCCAAGAUAUUUUUCCCCAAGAUAGUUUGAAUAGGAGCGGGGGUGCAGGUAGAUGGAACAGUGAUUAGACCAACUCGUAGGGUUUUUCUAAUUUUGGGCUGUCAAGACUGCAGAGAUUAUUGUGGACACCAUUCCAUUACACAUUGGAUACUGAGUUACAGUUAGCAAGGAACUAUAGAGUAAGGCUGUGGUCUUGCAAAUCUUAUGCACUGUGGGACAAUUCACAGUUAAGCAUGUGCACAUGGCUUGCAGGACUAUAGCCUUCGUUUCUUCACAAAUCAUUUUUCUGGCUUUAGGAUGGAGGUUUCUUUUGCAUGAGAUCAAUGCAAAUCAAGUAUUCAGUAUGUUCAAAACCCACUAAUCUUUCCUAGGAUGAGCAGCUGACUAAUGGUCUGACUGUGGUUGCUUUAGGACUUCUCCACGGUUGCUUUGCAUGGCAACACAACAGAAAAGCACUGGAGAGAACUUGGAAGAUUACCAGAGCCAGAAUGAACCGAAGGCUGAACCAAGCUCUGCUGAGAAGAUAUUCAUUGAAGAAAAAGCCAAAUUGGAAGAGCAACUAAAAGAAAUGACUGACAAGUACAAGCGAGCCCUCGCAGAUACAGAAAACUUAAGGCAAAGAAGCCAGAAACUGGUAGAAGAGGCAAAAUUGUAUGGGAUUCAGAGCUUCUGCAAGGACUUAUUAGAAGUUGCUGACGUUUUGGAAAAAGCAACUGAGAGUGUUCCAAAAGAGGAACUCAAGGAUGAAAACCCUCAUCUGAAGAACCUGUAUGAUGGUCUUGUCAUGACAGAAGUACAGAUUCAAAAAGUAUUCAAAAAGCAUGGCCUGCUCAAACUGAAUCCUGUUGGAGCCAAGUUUGAUCCCUAUGAACAUGAAGCUUUGUUCCAUGCUCCCAUGGAAGGGAAGGAGCCUGGUUCUAUUGCAUUAGUAUCCAAGGUUGGCUAUAAGCUGCAUGGGCGUACGUUGAGGCCUGCCUUGGUGGGAGUUGUGAAAGAAGUUUAGUGGUCCAAUUCAUAAGAAUUAAAAAUGCCAUACAACUAUUAGAUGGCUGACUAGUUUUCCUCUUCCAAUGUGCUUUUUUUUUUUUCCCCCUUCCCACACACUCUGUGGAAGGCUUAAAUUAAUCUGUGAAACUGAAGCAAAUGCUGAAAUUUCAUUUCUUAAUGGACCAUAAAUAAUCUGAUGGACCUCAAUUUACAAUUUUUUGUAUUGUAUUUUGCACUUAAGAAGCAGAGCUGACGAGCCAUAAAAUGUUAUCCAAAAUACAGAUGGUUUAAUCUGUAAUAAUCCUGGCUACUGAAGGUAUGUUAAGUUGAAAGAAACAAAAUAUAUUUACAGGAAACUGCAUGGUAACAGCUUGAUCACUGUUUAGAAUGAAGAACUCUUUGACUUUGUGUGUCCUUUUGUGUUGCAUUUCCUAAUAUCGCAGUAGUUUCUGGGAAGCAAUGCAUGUAAUUAGCUGUCUGCAAAUGCCCACACAGGCUUUCACAAAACAGACACACUCAUCAGCUGCUUGCUCACUUGGUGGAUUGCUGUUUCUAUUACAUGUCUAUUUCCUGAAAUCGGGCCUUUCUUUGAACAGCAAAAGUUUCAAUACCUUUGUGAUUCCAGAUCUAGGUUUGAGGUUAUAAAUAAAAUACAGGGUGGGGGAGGGGAUUGGCUUCAUUGCUUUUAUUCAUAUGCUUCAUAAUCUCUUCUCAAGGAAACCAUUUAAUAUUUGUAUGGCAUUGAAAUAGCUAUAGAAAAAAAAAACUGUCCAAUCUCUGGACAUUCUUUGAAAUUCAAUCACUUUGCUGUGCAAAUUUUAUUUGCAACUGUACUAAAGGUCACAAUAGCAACCACCAGAAAAGUUAAGUAUAUAAAAAUGGUUUUGGCAUCUGUUACCUUUUUAUAAUUCAUGUAGAUUUAUAAAUACCUGGUGAGCACUGUUAAAAGUAACUGGAUCAAACAAUAUAAAUGAAAUCUACUUCAUUUACAUUCCUUAA